Messenger RNA from Mus caroli (Ryukyu mouse), 4211 nucleotides. RefSeq lists its product as uncharacterized. The record is from RefSeq and is a predicted model, not a curated record. Lineage: Eukaryota; Metazoa; Chordata; Mammalia; Rodentia; Muridae. Gene Ontology annotation, cellular component: nucleus. Gene Ontology annotation, molecular function: DNA-binding transcription factor activity, RNA polymerase II-specific; RNA polymerase II transcription regulatory region sequence-specific DNA binding. Gene Ontology annotation, biological process: regulation of transcription by RNA polymerase II.
UAGGAGCCAUUGUGGAAACGGCACUUCCGCAUUGCGACUGCACUAGUGCAUUUUCUCGCAAAGUUGGGCGAUUCUCUGGUCGUGCUCCGCGCUCGGCUUGCAUCGCUGACAUGGAGGAAAUCCUGUCAUUCAGGGAUGUGGCCAUUGAUUUCUCUGCAGAGGAGUGGGAAUGCCUGGAGCCUGCUCAGUGGAAUCUGUACAGGGACGUGAUGUUGGAGAAUUACAGCCACCUUGUGUUCCUGGGUCUUGCUUUCUCUAAGCCAUACCUGGUCACGUUUCUGGAGCAAAGACAAGACCCUUUGGAUGAGAAGAAACAAGUGGCCACCACCAUGCACCCAGAUAUAAAACCAUAUAAAUGUAAAGAAUGUGGCAAAGCCUGUGAUUGGAACUCACUCCUUCUCGAACACCAGAGAACCAAUCCAGGAGAGAAUGCAUACAAGUGUGAAGAAUGUGGUCAGGCUUCUGGCUCUUACUCAGUAAUUCCUGAACAACAUAUAAACGAUACGGAAGAGAAAGCCUGCAAGUGUGAAGAAUGUGGUAAAGUCAUUUGUACUUGCUCAGAAAAUUCCAGCUACCAGAGAAUUUUCAUUGGAGAAAACCCCUACAAGUGUGAAGAAUGUGGGAAAGCCUUUUCUUCUCAUGCAUGUCUUGCUCAACAUGAGGUAGAACACACUGGACAGCAAUUUUAUAACUGUGAAGAAUGUGGGAAACUGUUUUAUUGUCCUUCUCACCUUACAGAACAUCAAAAAAUUCAUUCUCAAGAGAAUCUCUUUAAGAUUGAGGUGUGUAGCGAGGUCUUUUGUGCUCCCAUAGAACUUUCUAAAGACCAGAACUUUUGUACUGAAGAAAAGCCCUACAGGUAUGAAGAGUAUGUUAAGGCCUUUAGCACUUGCUCAGUUCUUUCUGAACACCCGACAAUUCAUCCAGGAGAGAAAGCAUUCAAGUGUGAAGAAUGUGGCAAUGCCUUUUGUACACUCCAUUCAGUCUCUAAAAUGAAAAUUGAUUGUGAAGUGAAAUCCUACAAGUGUGAAGAGUGUGGGAAAGCCUUUGCUACUCAUCUUUCCCUGAUUCAGCAUAAGAUAGGUCAUACUCGAGAGAAACCUUAUCAAUGUGAAGAAUGUGGCAAAAUGUUUUACUGUUCUUCAAACCUUAAGCAACAUCAAAUAACUCACUCUCAAGAGAAACCCUACAAGUGUGAAGUAUGUGGCAAGGUCUUUAGAACUUGCUGGCAACUUUCUAAACACCUGAGAAUCCAUUCUGGAGAGAAACCAUACAAGUGUGAGGAAUGUGGCAAAGCCUUUUAUACUCUCUCCUACCUUACUCAGCACAAAUUAGGCCACACUGGGGAGAAACCUUACAAAUGUGAGGAAUGUGGCAAAACCUUUUACUAUCCUUCAGUCCUUAAGGAACACCUAGCAAUUCAUUCUGGAGAGAAACCGUACAGGUGUGAUGAAUGUGGCAAGGACUUUUGUACUCGCUCAGGACGUUCCAGACACCANAGAAUCCAUACUGGAGAGAAACCCUACAAGUGUGAAGAAUGCGGGAAAAUGUUUUAUUAUCCUUCUCGACUUAAGGAACAUCAAAGAAUUCAUUCUCAAGAGAAUCCUUACAAGUGUGAAAUAUGUGGCAAAGCCUUUUAUACUCACUCCUACCUUACUCAGCACAAAUUAGGCCACACUGGGGAGAAACCUUACAAAUGUGAGGAAUGUGGCAAAACCUUUUACUAUCCUUCAAUCCUUAAGGAACACCUAGCAAUUCAUUCUGGANAGAAACCNUACAGGUGUGANGAAUGUGGCAAGGACUUUUGUACUCGCUCAGGACGUUCCAGACACCANAGAAUCCAUACUGGAGAGAAACCCUACAAGUGUGAGCAAUGUGGAAAGGCUUUCAGUACUCACUCAUACCUUUCUCAUCACAAGAUAGUUCACACUGGACAUAAACCCUACAAGUGUGAAGAGUGUGGCAAAAAGUUUUACUAUCCUUCUCGCCUUAAGGAACAUCAAAGAAUUCAUUCUCAAGAGAAUCCUUACAAGUGUGAAGAAUGUGGCAAGGACUUUUGUACUCGCUCAGGACGUUCCAGACACCAGAGAAUCCAUACUGGAGAGAAACCCUACAAGUGUGAGCAAUGUGGAAAGGCCUUCAGUACUCAUUCAUACCUUUCUCAGCACAAGGUAGUCCACUCUGGAGAAAAGCCCUACAAGUGUGAAGAGUGUGGCAAAANGUUUUACUAUCCUUCUCGCCUUAAGGAGCAUCAAAGGAUUCAUUCUCAAGAGAAUCCCUACAAGUGUGAAGUGUGUGGCAAAGUCUUUAGUGCUCAGUUAGAACUUGCUACCCACCUAAGUAUUCAUUCCGGAUAAAACCAUACAAGUGGGAAGGAUAUGGAAAUGCUUUUUAACUCAUCCAUCCUUACCUCAGAACAGAUUCCUGAACAGAAUUCUUAACAAUGUGAAGAAUGGCAAAAUGUUUUCUAUCCUCCAAACCUUAAGCCUCUGGAGGGAAACCACUCUCACGUGUGGACUGUAGCAAGGUCUUUUGUACUCACUUAGGACUUUCUAAACAUCAAAAGAACCAUACUGGUAAGAAAGACCACAAAUAUAGGAAAGCUACUAAACUUUUUAACCUUACUCACCACAAAGUAGUUCUUUCUGUUCAGAAACACUAUACAAGAGGAAAUGCUGGAAAAUUCUUUACUCUUUUUCAAUCCUUAAAGAGUAUCACAGAGGUCAUUCUCAAGAGAGACCCUACAAGUAUGAGGAUUGUGCUUUUGGUUAUUCAGAUCUUAUCCAACACAAUUGGAUCCAUAGUAAAAAGAAACCAAACCUUUGUGAAGAAUGUGACAAGUGCUUUACUAAUCAACACUCUCUAACCUUAAAAUUUAUUCUAGGGAGAAACACUACAAAUGUGAACAAAUUGACAAGGCUUUUAAAUGGUCUUCAUAGAUUAACACAAAAGUAUUGGUACUGAAGAACAACCUUACACUGGUAAAAUGUAUUAUGAAGAUUUCAUUCAUCAUUCAGUAUUUGCUGAAUGUCAGAAUAUUCACACUUGGGAGAAUCUCUAUAAAUGUGCAAAAUAUAGCCAGGUGUUUAGCUGUAAUUUGUCACUGCAUUAGCAUGAGAGAAUUAAUACUCCAAAAAUACAAAGAAUAUAGCAAGGCCUUUACCCGUUUUCUCAUACUUUAUCCUCAGAAACCUCAUACUAUAGAGAAACUGCACAUACAAAUAACAUGUCAAACUUUUAAUAAUAUUUCAAAUCUCAGUCAACACCAAAGAAUGAAUUCAGUAAGCUUCACUGUUUGACUUCACAUCUCUCGGCAUCUAAGGAAAGCUCAACCCUGUGCUUGUUUGAAUCAGACUAACUUACAGAUGUGUCUAUAGGACAUUUUCUUGGAUGUUGAUUGAUGCCCAGUCUCACCCCUGGACUGGUGGUCCUGAGUGAAUGAGAAUUCUGGCCACCAAAAAUCAGAGGGAGCAAGCCAGUAAGCAGAAUUCCUCAAUGGUUUCUACUUUAGUUCCUGUCUCAAGGUUUUUCCCUUGAGUUCUCAUCCUGGCUGAACUGGUUGACUAACUGUAAUUCCUAAACUGAAAUAAACCCUUUCCUCUUUUAAGUUAUUUCUUAGUCAUGGCAUUUAUCACAGCAACAGAAAUCAAAAUCAGGCAGCAAAGAAUAUGGGAAAGCUUUUUACUUUUCUUUAUAUCUUAGUUAUUAUCAAAGUCUUCAUACUGAGAAUGUCACAGUGUUGGUUUGGUUUUUUGUUUUUGAAAUGGAAAAUUAGACCUCUAGUGUCAGCUAAGAACAUAUGAGUCCUAUAGCAGAGACUCCUGUUUGCUAUAAUCUACCAAUCUAUUCUUUCAGACAAUGUGUUUUUCAAGAGUCAUUGGUUGUUCUUUGAACUAUAAAUUUUUCCUGAAACUGUAGCCAUGUUGUCAGACUGUACCUGAGUACUCUCAUUCUGGAUUCCUGGGCCAUGAUUUAUAUGGCAAUUUUGCCCUUUGGGUCCCCCAAUUGUAAGUAACCCUUACCCUUUGGUCUGUAAGAAAACCCAAUACAUUCAUUUUUCUCACCAACUUGGGCUGUAGUGAAAUCCUAAGAUGGUGUGUUGUGGGGUCCCUUUGUAGUGACUAGGCAUUUAUUUGUGUCUAGAAAUAGCUAACACAUGUCAUUCAUAUUUGGCUCCAAAAUAAACAAAGUCUUAUUUCUCUUUCAGGUGA